AAUACUACACUGAAUAAUGCCAUACAAAAAUUAUCCAAGAACACAACCCUUCUGUGGCUCUCCUUUCUAGUUCCCAUUCCCCUCCACCACGCUAUCUAGCCACCACUAGCCAUUAGCACCAAUUUCCCCGACCUCUAUCUCUCUCUUUCUUCCCCACGACGUCCAAUUCCCCCCAGUACUCGCCAAACCAUGAGCGACCCCGUCGACAAGCUGGUCACCUUCCUCGCCAAAAGAGACGGCAUCGACAAGCUGGUCAAGACCUUCCAGUACGUCUCCAAGCUGGUCCACUACCACGUGGAGCCCACCCGCCCGGACCUCGCGGGCCGCUUCAAGCAAUGGGAGGUCGCCUCGGGCCUCAGCAGGAAGGCCUUCCGCACGGGCCGGUUCCUGACCGGGUUCAACGCCCUCCGCAGGAACCCCGGCCCGUCCGAAACGUUCAGGCUGCUGGCCGUCCUGGCCAACGCCGGGGAAAUGGUUUACUUCUUCUUUGACCACUUCCUCUGGCUGUCAAGGAUCGGCGUGCUGGAGGCCAGGCUGGCACGCCGGAUGAGCUUCGUUUCGGCUUUCGGCGAGUCGUUUGGGUACGUGUUCUUCAUCGUCGGGGACUUGAUACUGAUCAAGGAUGGGGUGAGGAAGGAGAGGGAGCUUCGGAAGAGAAAGGGAGGUGACGAAACGGCGUCGUUGGAGGAGGGAAUCGGGAAGAUAAGAGCGGAUAGGGUGAUGCGGCUGAUGGGUGUGGCGGCGAACGUGGCGGACUUGUUUAUUGCGCUGGCGGAUAUUGAGCCCAACCCGUUCUGUAACCAUACGGUUACGCUUGGGAUUAGUGGGCUGGUCUCGGCUUGGGCCGGGUGGUACAGAAAUUGGCCUUCGUAAGGGGAACGAGGUCAAUUUGUGCAUAUGUAUUUGAGUCUUCACUCUUGAUGGAUGGGGAGAAUGGGAAAAUGUGAGGAGAAAAAACUUAGAUCAUAAGGCAUGUUGUAAUAGCUUUGCAGCUUGAAGAUAUGAGACUCUCGUUCAUCACAAACAAUGCAGUCAAAAUCGCGCUUUAAAAUUUAAAAG
Molecule: messenger RNA, 1059 nt
Organism: Linum trigynum
Lineage: Eukaryota; Viridiplantae; Streptophyta; Magnoliopsida; Malpighiales; Linaceae
Source: the annotation of a GenBank genome assembly